This is a messenger RNA of Pygocentrus nattereri (red-bellied piranha), 4451 nucleotides long. Its product is annotated as calpastatin. NCBI's taxonomy places the organism in Eukaryota, Metazoa, Chordata, Actinopteri, Characiformes, Serrasalmidae. Gene Ontology annotation, cellular component: plasma membrane; membrane raft. Gene Ontology annotation, biological process: T cell receptor signaling pathway; intracellular signal transduction; negative regulation of T cell activation. The transcript is spliced from 7 exons. The record is from RefSeq and is a predicted model, not a curated record. The coding region runs from base 323 to 1720 and encodes 465 amino acids.
GCCGUAGCGCCAAACCCGAGUCGUGCGCUCGCUCGCUGUGCGGAGCUCCAUCAGCAGAGACCCAACAGGCUACGGCAGCACCGGAGACCCCGCCGAGGCCCCGCGCGCGGCGCAGAGAGCGAGAUGCAGGGCGGAGGCGAGCGAUGAGGCGGUCGGGUUAUGCAGUGGCACCUCCGUAGAAGAGGAGAGCCGGAGCCGGAGCCGAGCAGCCGGAGGCAGGGGGUGCUGCUGGGGGCGUGAGGAGCACGGUGUCGAGGAGCGGUGGGAGUGCGUAGGAGUUGGAGUGUGUGUGCAUGUGUGUUCCUCUGAGUCCUCGCCCUCCAUGGAUUUACUCGAUCUCCCCUACACUAAAGUGCUGAUCCUGGGCGCCAUCGCCGCCGCCUCGGCCUUCGUCGUCACCAUCCUCAUCGUGCUGGUGUGUGUGGGCUGUCAGAGGAAAAGCAAAAGUAAACAUGCCCAGUCCAACGGAGGGAGUCACAAGGUGGAUAUGGGAGUUCUUCGGCAGUCCAAGCUGAGCUCCAUGAGCAAGUCGGACACCCGCCUGCACGAAAUGCACCGAGUGCCCUGCAACGCUAAUGGUGCCCCAAAGAAUCGUCCAGCCAGCAUGGACCUUCUGCUCCUGCACAGCCGCCGCUCGACCUCUGACCUCCAUCCUCCGGGCUCGAGCCGGCAGCUACCGCGCAUCCCCACCAGCCCUGAGGUGGAGGAGCGGGAGCACACGUACUCAGAGGUGGGCCGCCGCUCCUCUCCGACGCCCCGUUGCCUGGACGAUGGCCUGUAUGAGAGCGUAGGUGUGAAAGGACCACCUCCAGACCCAUCUACCCCAUCCCUGGCUCCGCCCCCAACUUCGACUAACACUUCGGCGCAGGGCUGCACCCACAGCCCGCCCACCAACGGGAACGGCCGCGGAGGAGGUGGGAAGGCAGGACCAAACGAGGCGCUGACGGCCGAGUACGCCACCAUCAGGAAGGUGAGGAAGCUGGACAGAGGACGGAGGGUGAACGGGUCGGAGGAGGGCGAGAGCGUGUCUAGUACGGAGUCGUCUACUGGGAACCUGCACCGGAAAACCUUGGAACCAUUCCACCUGCCCAACUUCCCCAAGGAGGCAGUAUUCAUGGGCAAUGGAGAGCAGUACAUAUGGAAACCACCAGAGGAGAGUGACAUCGUCAUUUCAGGGGGUUCUUCGCUAGAGAAUGGCCAGAGCCAUCCGAGCGCCGUCGAGAUCUCCGAGAUGUACUCCACUGUGUGUAAAACCCUGAAGAAGAAACACCAGCAGCAGCAGCAGCAGCAGCAGCAGGGCUUAAGCCAGCAGGCCAGUGGGCAGACAGGCUCGGCUCCAUCCCUGGGGGGAGAGGAAGGCUCUGGGGCUUCUCAGCCUUGGCCACCAGGGGGAGCUCCUGGGGAGGAAGCACAGGGGAGAAUGUGCCCCCCGGAGGAGCACUGCUAUGAGGCGGUGGGUGAGAAGACGUGGCCAAAAGCCGUCGAGUCAGACCCAGCUUACGCUACCAUCGACUCGCAUCGCAAGAGAGAUAGGCCGGUGAGCAACACACUCAAGCCCAAGAAGAAGCCCUCUGGUCAGCCUCAGGGGCCAGGGAGGGCCCUAACCUGCGAGAACUUCUACGAGGCCAUUGGGGAUGCAAAGCAAGGGGCGAACGCCAUGAGCACCACCACCAUCUUCACCUUCAACGACGGCAUGGAGAUGUACGUCACAGGGCUGUAGAGAUGUGGGCCGGGACUCCAUGAAGACUUCAGUAUGGAAGUUGACCCACAUAAGCGCACAUACACACACACACACGUUCCGUUUGCAGCAACACAGCAGACAGUUGCACAUAACAUGUACAUCCACACUGUAAGCAUUGGUGUGUCUGAGACCCAGAAGAAGCUGAGACACACACAUGCUAACACAGACCUUUCCGUACUAAAUUACCAGACAAAAAGAUUCACUAUGUUCCCUAAUAAAGGGUUUGGGCUACACCAGGGUAAAUGUAAAAAUCAUCUCUUCAUAAUACUGAGUGACUUCAGAAGCUGUGGUCAAGCUCGUUCUUCUCUUUGUCCAGCUCACACUGUCCCUGCGGAAAGGCCAUUUAGUUCGGACAUGUGUGCAUUUGUUAGAUGGUGUAGAUAGGUAUGUACAUUCCUCUUGGUGUUUUCAUCACUCUAGGCGAACUUAAAACCCGUAAAAGGAUAUAACUCUCAAAUACCGUGGAAGUCUUUUUUCUUUUUUUAGUGAGAUGGCAUGCAUCCUCCACCCAGACUUUGGCAGGCGCGAUGGCUCGAGCAACAGGGUUCGAAGACAUGGCAUGCUUUUUCCCACAGAGAGAACGAGUGCGGCUGCUUUUUAUGCCACAGCCCGGACGACUGACUCUGACUAUCUUUGACUUUCCAAGAAAAGAGAAAAGAAAUGUGAAAAGGAAAGCGCUCCGUUAACGAGGGAAGCCUUGCAGCAGGUAGUUAGAAGGUCCUUUCUUAGGGGUGUUGUUAAGAGUUGGGUUUAUGAGGCCUGCACUGUCAGUACGCUGAAUGGCUUGUACAGGGCUGAGGCCAGUAAAGGCUACAAGUCUGGCAGGGUCUGUACACUUUCCCCACAGGUCACAGAACUAGGCCAGCUCCUCCGGCACCCUGGGCCUCCGCCUGGCUGGCCUGUCGGCGGCGUUUAGCCGCGACAGAGGCGAAGGAAAACAAAGCUUGAGGCUUAGAGUCGUUAGAGAGCGUCUUUUGGAAGGAAGCCUCCAGCUCUGGUCCGUCUGCGUGGCUCGACUCUACUGUAAACAAUGGCUUUUCCCACACGCCCAGCGGGAGACAGGAUUUUUCAGAGCAAUGGCACAAUCGAACGAAAGAAAAGAAGAAAGGGAACAGAAAGAUGACCCGACCUAUUUGACCCCGACUCCUCCCCCUUAAAGCCUCGACCAGCUAAACAAGCUCCAUAGGUGGGUUCUACCAUACAUGACCAUAUCAGGGUCAAUAGAAUGGUCAACGUUGGGGACUGAGUGAAGGAAAAGACCAUAAUAUCAGCUCAGGGAUAGAGAAGGGAUGAUAUGUACAGGAAAAAAAGUCCAUUUCUUCUCCAACCUGGGAGUUUUGCAUUUAAGUAUGUCGGGUUAUGUCCAAUAUUUGUUAUGCCACAUAUACUGUAAAUCAAGAGUAAAGAUAAGAUUUUUAUUGCACUCUAUUUUCUUAAAAAAAUAAAAUUGUAUCGUUGGUUUGUUUUCACACGUAGCUUUGUUAUUAAGGAUGCUAACAUCACUGCCAUGCACACGUGUUUUCGAUAUUCUUUAGGUGGUUGUCACGACGUCCUGCUUGCACAUGCAUGCGUUUUAGAAAAAGUAGUAGUGCCCCCCCCCUCGCUUGAUAUUUCUUCUUAAUUAGAAUAAUUAUUCAUUAUUCUUGUAACACACUGGGCCCAGAAAUGGCCCUUACCUCGUACUGCAGAUAUCAGUAUGAACUAGAAAUAAAAAAGAGAAAAAAAAAAACAGAAAAAAGAGCAGCAGGGAGGAGACGUCGCAGUAAUGGGUCGUCUCAUGGAUUACACAAUACAUAUAACCAGGAGUCGUUCAGCGCUGCACGGCUGCACACUCCCGGAGCAAGCCCAAACCCUUCCCAGCGUUAUUAAUCUGCGUCCUUGAGACUCAGCGGUUGCCAGAUUGAGGGAGGAAAUGUGCUCCCCUUAGCUUUGGCUCUGCUCUGGUUCCUCCCACUCUAGAAGCUGUCCGGCAAAGCACAGGGCUUGCUUUGUGCCGUGCAGCAGAUCAGGCCUUUUGAAGUUAAAAGCACACAGAGCAAGAGGAGUUUUUAGGGGGGCACAAUGGUCACGCCAAACCACGGCUGCGGUGAAAAGGUGAAUGAGCUCUAUCAGAGCGUGACUCGCACGGCCGUACACAAGCUUGUUCUUGUGUUUAAACACAGUAUUUGUGGAUUUAAAAUAAAGAAAUACACAAUGAGAGAGUCUCAGUCUCAGUCUCAGUCUUAGUCUCAGUCUUAGUCUCAGUCUCAGUCUCAGUCUCAGUCUCAGUCUAGGACUCCACCAGUCUCGCACAGCAGGAGCUGCGAUGCUUUAUCUCCGGUUUGACACAGCAGGACACGGAAACAGCCCGAGCUGCAUGUAUAUAUCCUACUGAUACAAAGCAAAAAAAGAGAAAUAAAAACUAUAGUAUUAAUGUUUUAUGAGCUUAACAGACGUUUAAGAAGUUUAUAUUUUGUUGGGCUCUUGGCUGUGAAUUUCAAUCAUGUGUAAGUGCUAAACGUUUGUGUCAGGUAUUCUGCUGCCCUGCAAGCGCCUCAGCUCAGCUUCCAGUAACUGCGUGUAGGUCUCGUCCGUCCAGGUGUGACACAGGCUGUGGUGUGUAAAAGCUUAGUAAGAGAAUUCUGUGAAACAGACUGUAAUGUUUUCUAUCAGAAUCCUUCAUUAAAAUGGUUGAAUUUUUACUUUUGUAAUAAAGUUGCACCUUAAAGCA